AUGUCGUCCUCAUCGAGCUCGAGAUCAGGAUCUCGUCCUCAACCUCCCAGCAACAACAACAACAACAACAACAGCAACGAUAACAGUAACAACAACUUCCACCAAUCCGCCGCCUCCUACUUCUCGUACCCGGUCACCCACGUCGUCUCCGGUCUGUACCGCCGCCUCACCGACCCCCCCUCCACCAACACCAACACCAUGCGCCGCAAAACCACCAACAACAGCAACAACCCCCAGGUCUUCACCCCGGUCCGAACGGCCUCCCCCUUCCAACCCCCACCCCUCACCCCACUCACCCUGUCCUCCCCCUCCCCGCACCUCUCACGCUCCCUGGCCGAAGAAAUCCGACUGCUCGUGCCCCCGCGCCUACAGCUCAUCAACACCUGGGAGCUGGCCUACAGCCUCGACCGCGACGGCGCCUCGCUGUCCACCCUGUACGACAACUGCCGCGAGAUCUCCGCCCGCUCGCCGCGCGCUGGCUACGUGCUCGUCAUCCGCGACGCCUCGCCCGCCUCCUCCCCCGCCGUCUUCGGCGCCUACAUGACCGAUCCCCCGCACCCGGACUCGCACUACUUCGGCACAGGCGAGUGUUUCCUCUGGCGCGCCAGUGUGUUGGCCCCGUCGUCUGCUAUGGCCGGGUUGGAUCUUUUGGCUGCUGGCGACGAGAAUCAGAAUGGCGAGUGGUUGGAGAAAGCCGGAUUUCCGUUGCCGCCGUCCGCUGAUACAACUCAUGCGGGGCGGUCGACGACUUUGCGUGGUGGUGGUGGUGGGAGUGGUGGAAGUGGGGCUGGGGAUCAGAGGCUUGCGCCACCGUCGGGGGGUGGUGCGUAUGCCCAUGGAGGUGACGGAGGUAGUGGACGCACGAGUGGGACUGCUACCCCGGAGCAGAUUCGUUUCAAGGCGUUUCCGUAUAGCGGCGUCAAUGAUUAUAUGAUGUUUUGUGAGACGGGGUUCUUGAGUCUUGGUGGGGGGGAUGGGCAUUACGGACUUUGGGUAGACUCGAGCCUGGAGAAGGGCGUGAGUGCGUCCUGUCAGACGUUCGGGAAUGAGCCGCUCUCCGAUGAGGGCGUCAAGUUUGAUAUUCUUGGCGUGGAGGUGUGGUAUGUUGGUUCUUAGGUAUAAUGCGGGCACACCGGAAUGGAGAGGAUAGAGCUCGGAGGCAUGUGUGACUAUCAUCUGCUGGCAGAAUGGUCGAUAAUAUGUGCAAUGCAUUGAUUGGUGUCCUUGGGAUCAGGAGGGCUGAUGCUCUACGCUAGCC
Messenger RNA from Aspergillus heteromorphus CBS 117.55, 1258 nucleotides. Its product is annotated as putative oxidative stress response protein Oxr1. Lineage: Eukaryota; Fungi; Ascomycota; Eurotiomycetes; Eurotiales; Aspergillaceae. The transcript is spliced from 2 exons. Gene Ontology annotation, cellular component: nucleus. The record is from RefSeq and is a predicted model, not a curated record. Gene Ontology annotation, biological process: response to oxidative stress. The coding region runs from base 1 to 1116 and encodes 371 amino acids.